AUGUCGUCUCUUCUGCCAGUCUUGGCCCCCCGGCUACCGGGCUGUCCGCCGGCGGUAGAUGAUAGGACUUACACGAAGGAGCACACAGAGGAGGAGUGGGAGAGUAUGCGCAACGUCAUCAAGAAGCUGUAUAUUCAGGAAAAUCGAAAGCUGAACGAGACUAUGGCAAUCCUUCAGGCCAGAUAUGGUUUCGCAGCAACGGAGCAGAUGUUCAAGAAGCGUUUAAAGAAAUGGGGCUUAAGAAAACGUACAUAUCGGAAAGGUCAACCUGGCUCUGCAGCUUCCACUCCUCUGGAUACUACUGAAUGUUCUGGGACGAGUACAUUUGACGAACAAAGCUCAUCCUCAUCCUCGGCCUCUCCAGAGGAACACCAAGAUGAUCCAACUACGUCUAUGGCUCUGAUCCAGCCAUCAAACACCGGUCCCUACUCUGAUUUAGAGCAGGUUCUUGGAGGCGUCUUCAACUGGAGUCAAUCUAAACUAGAAAUAUUUCCUGUCAUGUCAGAUCCUAUGUCAGAAUACUUGGCAACCCCAAACUCCCCCCCUAUCCGAGACAGUCGUACAAUGUACCGCAUCUUCGAGCUUGUUUUCGACCUUUGGUUCCAUGGGAAGGGUGACCUUGCUGGUAUGGCUGCACGUCGAGGGUUUUACGUGCUCGAAUUUGUGUUGAGCGAUGAUCACCCCGACCUUAUCUGGCAUGUGCUAGAUACAAUCUACGAUAUGGUGGACCGAGGGCAUCUUCGGCUUUUGGCCCUUUUCUUGGAUCAUGCUACAAUACUCGCGAAACGACAGCUGCCUGCUCAACACCCGCUCCUCCUUAUCCUCCAACAACUUCGUAACUGCGAUUAUCAAACAGAUGAGGGAAGGAAAUACUUGUGUCAUUUGUUGCGCCAAGCCUGGCUACGGAACGUUAAUCUCUUGGGCCAACAUAUCGAGACGUCGGAUGCCCAUCGACUCUGGCUUUACGAACAACUAAUUUGGGAUGGGAGAACACGCCUCCGUAGGGAAAGCGAGCUUGGCAAGCGGCAGGAUGCGAUGUAUCAGGCCCUGGAAAGGAUGGCUGAAGCACAGAGUCAGACUUCAUCUGCGAUCGAUGCGGAUCAGUUACGAGUCGAAGCAUUGCGACUUGAGUUCACACAGAUGGAUGUUGGUGAUAAGAAGAAGGCUGAGGAGCUAGCCAUCAAUUUACUCGAUCUGACCAGAACCGAACAAGGACCCAGAUCCAACGAUCGAUUUCACGCAUACGCAUGCAAGAUGCUGGCUAGAGUACAGGAGUCGAGACAGGAAUGGGAUACGGCCGAACAGAACCUACGGCAUGCCAUUUCGAAAAGAGAGGUAGCACACGGUGCGAACAAUAACCUACGAGUCAUCCGUGAUAUGUGGGUGCUGGCAGCGCAUUAUCAGAAAGCUGGUCGACAAGCGGACGCCAACGAGAUCACAGCUGAUGCGUUAUCGAGAGCACAGAGAUACUUGGAGCAGGAUGUCGAAUAG
Fusarium tjaetaba is the source of this 1491-nucleotide messenger RNA. RefSeq names its product clr5 domain protein. The coding region runs from base 1 to 1491 and encodes 496 amino acids. Gene Ontology annotation, molecular function: protein binding. The record is from RefSeq and is a predicted model, not a curated record. The transcript has 2 exons. NCBI's taxonomy places the organism in Eukaryota, Fungi, Ascomycota, Sordariomycetes, Hypocreales, Nectriaceae.